Messenger RNA from Acaulospora colombiana, 427 nucleotides. NCBI's taxonomy places the organism in Eukaryota, Fungi, Glomeromycota, Glomeromycetes, Diversisporales, Acaulosporaceae. The record is from the annotation of a GenBank genome assembly.
AUGAAUUGGCAUGAUACAGCAUCGAGGGAGUUGAGAACACACACGGCACUUGGGACGGGAGUCAGCAGAAGGACUAUGGAGAGUACCAAGACACUACCUACACCUUGCAGUCACUCUUUCCUCCUGCUCCAACGCGCAUCGAGUGACAGUGAUGGUGGCCAGCCAAUUUGGUCCGAAUCCGUUCGACAAAGACAAAGCAAGGCAAUCUCCCAGCCUGCCACGAUGCAGGUCCGACCGAACCACAUCAAUCCACUCAUCAAACUCUGUGGUAACCGCGGUUUCAGACCGAAAUACAAGUUGGGUCGAUACGUGCCCCACAGUAACGACUUGUCCGCAUCUUCGGAAUUAGAAGUAGCGUUUGAGACUGGUAUAAGGGAAAGUAGUAAAAGUGGUAAAAGCCUUGAAAAGGCGAAUAGCCAGUGGUUCG